CUUUGGAGCAUUUGAGUCAUUUAAGGGGAAAAUGGCUGAUGAUAAGGGUAAUUUGACUGCUUCCACACGCUUACUUUGUGGUUUAGGUGCUGGUGUGUGUGAAGCUAUUUUUGCUGUUACACCCAUGGAAACAGUGAAAGUUAAAUUUAUUAAUGACCAGCGGUCAGCAAAUCCUCGUUACAGGGGAUUUUUCCAUGGUGUUGGCCUAAUUGUUAAGGAACAAGGUCUUGGAGGUGUUUACAAGGGUGUGACUGCCACCAUAAUUAAGCAGGGUAGUAACCAAGCCAUACGUUUCUACGUUGUCGAAACUUUGAAAGACAUGUACCGUGGAGGAGAUAACUCUGUAGCAGUACCAAAAUUAGUCACUGGACUGUUUGGUGGUAUUGCUGGAACUGCAUCUGUUUUUGGAAACACACCAAUUGAUGUGGUGAAAACAAGAAUGCAGGGUUUGGAGGCUCACAAGUACAAAAAUACUGUGGACUGUGCUGUCCAGAUUUGGAAAAAUGAAGGAUUUUUCGCGUUCUACAAGGGCACAGUUCCUCGUCUCAGCCGUGUCACAUUAGACGUAGCAAUUACCUUCAUGAUUUAUGAUAGCUUUAUGGAGUACUUCAACAAGGUCUGGCCUUGAACACAGAAGCAAUGAGAAAUUCAAGUGAAGAAAUCACUGCCAGUCACUUAUUUUGUGAGUGCUUCCAUUGUACAGAAUAAUAUUUCAGAAGUAUUGUGUAUCCUUGCCAAAUGAGCGUACACGCAAAAUGCCAUAACAUAGUUCAAAAUUAUUUUUGUCAAAAAUUUUGCAUGCAGUGUAUGCAUUUUAUUUAAGAUAUCAAAUUUCUUUUAUCUAUUAACUAAGUUCAAUGAACAAAUGACCUGUUAGCUAUAGAGACUAGCCAAUUUUGUUUCCCAAGCAACAGCAAACGAUUUGCCAUUCCUUUCAGAAGCUGUUCUUUUUAUUGAAGAGUCUUUGUUCUGUCAUGACUUGUGAUAUGUUUUACUGAAACAUUCCUGAUGUGAAUUUUACUAUAAUGAAAAAGAAAUAAUUUUUAUCUCAUCAUUCCAAAAACGAAUUCCCUGAGUGGGAUUCUGUAAUGUUGACUAGUCUUGCAUUUAUAAAAAAAUUAAUGCAAAAUAUGUAUUGAUUUAAGUCAUAAAAUACCCAUGGUUGUGAAAAUUUCUCAGCAUUACAAAAUUAAGUAGAUUUAUAUUAUAGAAAAAUAUAAUAGAAUGUUUUGAAGGGUGCAA
This is a messenger RNA of Frankliniella occidentalis (western flower thrips), 1242 nucleotides long. Its product is annotated as putative tricarboxylate transport protein, mitochondrial. The record is from RefSeq and is a predicted model, not a curated record. Gene Ontology annotation, biological process: mitochondrial citrate transmembrane transport. Lineage: Eukaryota; Metazoa; Arthropoda; Insecta; Thysanoptera; Thripidae.